Molecule: messenger RNA, 2561 nt
Organism: Liolophura sinensis
Lineage: Eukaryota; Metazoa; Mollusca; Polyplacophora; Chitonida; Chitonidae
Product: Na(+)/citrate cotransporter-like
Exons: 13
Coding region: 1-1680 (559 amino acids)
Biological process (GO): transmembrane transport
Cellular component (GO): plasma membrane
Molecular function (GO): transmembrane transporter activity
Source: RefSeq, a predicted model, not a curated record
AUGGCAGACCUAACAGACGUGGUUCUGGAGGCAGUAGACAAGAAUGGCGGUGUAGAAACGCUGGAGCUGGCUUCCCAGUUGUCGGUUGAUCAUCAAAAAAUUGUGGGAGCUGUCAAGAGUUUACAGUCUUUAGGAGAUGCUGAUGAUCGGGGGUCUGAUAAUUACUACUCUCCAUAUCUCAAAUUCAGGCUGAUGAUCGGGUUUAUGGUGCCCACAGCCUUCCUAUCCAUGUGGAUCAGCAAUACGGCCACCACCGCCAUGAUGGUGCCUAUUGCCCAGGCCGUCAUAGAGCAGCUAGUCCGUACCAGGGAGAGCAGCUACAAGAACAUGAAUGCUGGUAAAAAGUCUGAAAAAGAAAUGAAAGGUUCAGACGGUGCUAUCGUGUUGUCCAAUCCUAACGCUGAAGAUGACGACAAGGGAGAUAAGCCAGUGGUUUACAUUGAGAUGUCAAACCACGAAAAAAAUACGAUGCCCGAGAACAAUUCCAAGAGCUAUGAUGUCACUGAUACUGGUGCAGAUAUCAGCAAGGCUCAGAAAGAGGAACUGAGCAAGAUGCGGAAAGGAGUGACCCUGUGCGUGGCCUAUGCAGCCACGUGCGGGGGCGUGUCUACUCUGACGGGCACAGGGCCAAAUCUGGUGGCUAAAGGCGUCACAGAUACGAUGUUUGACGAAAAGGCUGGUAUAAACUUUACCAGUUGGUUUGUGUUCGCGUUUCCCUGUUCUGUACUGGCACUGUUCGUCACGUACCUGUGGCUGCAGAUUCAUUUCCUCGGUUUCAGGAAUUCCAUAUUUGUGUGUAAGAAGAAGACAGAAUUAUCGAUCAGGGAAGCAAAAUCAACCAGAAUAGUUCUCAACAAAGAGCUGGAGGAACUGGGGCCAAUUAGUUUUGCUGAAAUCAUGGUGUCCUUACACUUUGCGGCGUUAGCUUUACUAUGGCUUACUCGGGAGUCAGAUUUCUUCAAUGGCUGGGGGACGUACAUUCCAGGAGAGGCAGCCUCGGAUUCAACACCCGCCAUUUUGUUGUGCGUGUCUCUGUUCAUAUUCCCUUCGACCCGCCCAAAUUUCUUCUGUUGCCAGUCCAGUAAUGACGAUUCACCACCUGGCCCACGCCCAGCUCUGUUAGACUGGUACACUGUUACCCAUAAGUUCUCCUGGGGUAUCGUCUUGCUCCUGGGGGGAGGUUUUGCUUUGGCUAAAGCAUGUCAGAGUUCUGGUCUCUCCGAAUUGCUAGCCAGUGAACUGACUGUGUUUAAAGGCAUUCCACCCUGGGCCAUUUGUAUCAUCGUCACGAUCAUGAUCGCCGCCAUUACGGAAGUCACGAGUAACGUUGCCAUAGCAACCAUCUUCCUGCCAAUUCUCGGACAGCUGAGUGUUGGUAUCGGUGUUCACCCGCUAUAUCUGGUAAUACCCGGAUGUAUUGCGUCCUCAUUCGCCUUUAUGUUGCCAGUGGCAACGCCACCGAACGCAAUUGUGUUUUCCUACGGAGCCAUUCGUGUGGUGGACAUGGCGAAGGCUGGCAUUGUAUUGAACUUGAUGUGUAUUGGCAUCGUCAACCUCGGCAUCAACACCUGGGGGCGGGCAUACUUCAAACUGGACACCUUCCCGGACUGGGCAAACACCACAGUCGGUCUCCAUGAAGAAGUUAUCGUCAAGUGCGUCAACGAAACGAUAAUGUCAUGAAUUGAACGAAAUCGUCUCUAUAUUUAAAAUAUCUGGUCCGUGUAAAUCGGUACAGAAUUGAUACACUGUAAAAAACCCAAAAUGUGUUUUAGGUGACACUGUUAAAUCGGUCUCACCGAUUGUUCUCUCUGCUUUAUCAUCAAAUGUAUCGGGUAUAUGUCUAAUGGGUCCACAGUUAGCGCCACCCUUGCAUGUCUUGUGGUCGAUGGUUAAUGGCGUCUUGUAUAAAUUCUCUGCCAGACCCUUGUUAGGUAUACAGUACCGUCAGGGCUGGAUCAAAGACACUUAUGUCUCACCUUUAAACGUUUGCUGCAUAUGUAAACCAAAAAAAAGUUUUGAAACAUUAACAUUUGUUCAUGCAAACCAUUAUUACACUUCUGAGUUGUAAGAGCAAAUAGCGAAACUUUCGCAAAACUACUUGCUCCUGUGUGACACUGGAAGCGAUGAGAACUCUUCUUGGGUAUUAUCUUCUUGAACCACGUAAGAUUACAGUUAUUGAACAUUAUUUCAUACUUCCCCGACGAAUAAAAAUGAUCGAACCUCAAGCACAGGUUGCUAGUUUUCGAAGUGGGAUCAAGUCUACCAUCUUCUACCCAGCACAAUGGUGAGUUCAGCUUGCACCCGAGGCGCCAUUGCACUGACCAGGUACUCCAUUCAAAGAAGGAUUAAUACAUCAUAUAAGACCAAACUUAUAUUACAACCAAAUGUAAUAUAAAUGUACAUGCUCGAUAUUACAACCAAAUGUAAUAUAAAUGUACAUGCUCGAUAUUACAACCAAAUGUAAUAUAAAUGUACAUGUAUAACCUGUUAUAAUAACCGGUAAAUCCUUGUAUCCUUUUAAACUUUUUUGUUUACAUUUUAUAUAUUAUGUGUGAUGUGGU